AUGUCGUCUGACGAGGAGGACUAUAUGUCCAUGGUGAUCGAGGAGCCCAAGGAGAAGGAAACAUUUACACAACGGAAACAGCGCGAACAGCGAGAGGCCGAAGCUCGUGGAAGAGUUCCCUCCAAAGCUGAACGUGCAGCACAAGAUGCCCGUCGCCGAGAUGAAGCCUUGGCAACCAGCACCUUGGACCCUUCAAAUAAGGGAUUCAAGAUGAUGGCCAAGUUGGGCUUCAAACCCGGUGACUCGCUCGGAAAACGCGACACCGAUACCGACUCCUCCACCCCCGACGACUCCAAGACGAAUCGCUCCGAACCGCUGAAUCUCGUAUUCAAAGAGAACCGUGGUGGAAUCGGAUUGGACACCGAGAAGAAACGUAAAAUCCGCGAGGAGGCGGAGGAAGCCGUCAAGAAGAUCAAGCACGAGGAAGGCGAUUACCGGGAUCGGGUCCGUGAGGAACGGGAGUUAAAGCGCAUCGAGGCGCAAAUACGAGCUGCACAAAAGGUGGCCGAAAGGCUAGAUGCAGAAACCGACGAGGAAAUAGAGGAGGAUGGAGGGCAGGAAUCCAAGCCCGGGCCCAGCGACACCAAUGGCAAGAACGAGACUUCAGAAGACAAACACUCGGAAUCCCGCGACGCGCCGAAACCGAAACGCAUCAAACCCACUUCACAUAUCAAUGUGCUUUAUCGCGGCCUUGUUCGCGAACGCGAGGAACGAGAACGCGACAUCCAGGCCCGUCACGCCCUCCAACAUUCCCUUCCGUCGUCCUUCUUCCCCAGCCAGAAGCUGCCCGGGUAUGAAGAUGCCGAUUUAGAAAAAGACGACAAGCAGGCCCUGGGUAACCAGCUCGGACCAUAUACUGCUGCCGUGGAGCAAGAACUUGAAGAGGAAGAUCCGGAACUAGAUGCUUUCAAUGCCCUAGAGCCGUCCGAGCGACUACACAAAUUAGUAGUCUAUCUUCGCGACAUGUAUCGGUAUUGCUUCUGGUGCAAAUAUCGCUACGAAACAGAUGUCGAGCUGGAGGGCUGUCCUGGCUUGACAGAGGAAGACCAUGAUUGA
Penicillium cinerascens is the source of this 1056-nucleotide messenger RNA. Its product is annotated as putative G-patch domain protein. The transcript has 2 exons. The record is from RefSeq and is a predicted model, not a curated record. Gene Ontology annotation, molecular function: nucleic acid binding. Bases 1 to 1056 code for a protein of 351 amino acids. Lineage: Eukaryota; Fungi; Ascomycota; Eurotiomycetes; Eurotiales; Aspergillaceae. Gene Ontology annotation, cellular component: kinetochore.